AAACGGUUUACAGCACGACUUCCUUUUUUUCUGUCACUUCCUUCCAGAUUGCAAAAUCUUCCUUACUUUUUGUUGUUGCUGUUGAUAAAUUUGCUUACAUUUUACCUCCAUGCCGACGGCUGUCAGUGCCGCUGUGGCUCAGAAGGCUGAGGAUGGACCAGUUCCCCGUCAGCAUGCUAGCACGACUGCUGAAACAGGUGGAAGCCCAGGAGGGAUUUAUUCUGCUAUUCUCAGUCGCAACCAGCCCAUCAUUGGAGUGAAAGAGAAGACUUUUCAUGAGCUCCACAAGAAAUGUCUUGAAAAGAAGAUUCUGUAUGAGGAUCCAGAUUUCCCAGCUAAUGAUACUUCCCUCUUCUACAAUCAAAAGCUCCCUGUUAAAUUUGAGUGGAAGAGACCGCCAGAAAUCUGUGAGAAUCCACGCUUCAUCAUUGGUGGAGCCAACAGGACUGACAUUUGUCAAGGAGAACUAGGUGAUUGUUGGUUCUUGGCUGCCAUUGCUUGUCUGACCCUGAAUGAAAGGUUGCUGUUCCGGGUCAUACCCCAGGACCAGACCUUCAUAAAAGAUUAUGCUGGGAUUUUUCACUUCCAGUUUUGGCGUUAUGGAAGUUGGGUGGAAGUUGUCAUUGAUGAUCGCUUACCAACAUAUGGUAAACAACUGGUAUUUACCAAAUCCUCCCAGCAAAAUGAAUUUUGGAGUGCUUUGCUGGAAAAGGCCUAUGCAAAACUUCAUGGGUCCUAUGAGGCUCUGAAAGGAGGCAACACCACAGAGGCCAUGGAAGAUUUCACUGGAGGAGUGACAGAAUUCUAUGAGAUAAAGGAUGCACCUAAAGAUAUGUACAAAAUCAUGAAGCAUGCCAUUGAGAGGGGAUCACUCAUGGCCUGCUCUAUUGAGGACAGCAUGGGACUUAUUUAUGGAAGCGCUCCUCAAACUGAUAUUGGGUUGUUAAUUGCCCGAAUGAUGCAUAAUAUGAAUGAUCCACUCCUGAAUGAUUCAUCCCAAUGUACAAAUGAUGGGGCAACUCGGACAAUUGUUCCAAUGCUGUUUGAGACGCGCUUGGCUAAUGGACUUGUCAAAGGUCAUGCCUAUUCAGUGACAGCAGUGGAUGAGACAACUUUUAAAGGAAAAAAGAUAAACCUGGUGCGGUUAAGAAAUCCUUGGGGGCAAGUAGAAUGGAAUGGAGCUUGGAGUGACAAUUCUAAAGAGUGGGGCCUGAUUGACAAAUCGGAGAAGAUUCGUUUGCAACAUAAAAUUGCAGAAGAUGGGGAGUUUUGGAUAUCAUUUGAAGAUUUUAUGAGGUAUUUCACGAAGCUUGAGAUGUGUAAUCACACACCUGAUACUCUGGAAGCUGAUAAACUUCAAACAUGGACAGUUUCGGUUACGGAAGGGAGGUGGGUGCGAGGAUGCACUGCAGGUGGUUGCCGUAACUAUCCAGACACAUUUUGGACAAAUCCUCAGUAUCGCUUGAGACUCCUGGAAGAAGAUGAUGACCCAGAAGAUGAUGAAGUUGUGUGUAGUUUUCUAGUUGCUCUGAUGCAGAAAAACAGAAGGAAAGAACGCAAGCUAGGCGCUAACCUUCUCACUAUUGGCUUUGCCAUCUAUGAGGUGCCCAAAGAGAUGCAAGGUGACAAGAAGCAUUUACAGAAGGAUUUUUUCCUCUACAAUGCCUCCAAAGUCAAGUGCAAGACAUAUAUAAACAUGCGAGAAGUUGCUGAACGCUUCCGGCUGCCUCCAAACGAGUACGUCAUCAUCCCGUCCACAUAUGAACCUCACCAAGAGGGGGAGUUCAUCCUCAGAGUUUUCUCAGAAAAAAGAAGUCUUUCAGAGGAAGUUGAAAGCGAGAUUGAAGCAGGACACCUUUCUCCAAUCAUCUUUGUCUCAGACAGAGCAAAUAAAAAUAAGGAUCUGAAAGGUGGCGAGGGACAUAAAAAGGACAAGGAAAAAGCAAGCACAGACUCAAAAAAGAAAAGCGAUGAGCCCACUCCAGAUUCUGCUAAGGACAGUGAGGAAGACAGACAGUUCCAAAAUAUUUUCCAGCAGAUUGCAGGAGAUGACAUGGAGAUUAAUGCUGAUGAACUGAGAAAUGUCCUCAACAAUGUUCUGAAAAAACACAAGGACCUGAAGACGGAAGGGUUUGCAUUAGAGGCCUGCCGCAGCAUGAUUGCCUUAAUGGAUACAGAUGGUUCUGGGAAGAUAAAUCUUGAUGAGUUUCGACAUCUUUGGGACAAGAUUAAAAGCUGGCAGAAAAUUUUCAAACAUUAUGACACGGAUCAUUCAGGAACGAUUAACAGCUAUGAGAUGCGCAAUGCUGUUAAAGAUGCAGGGUUUCAGCUGAAUAACCAGCUAUAUGACAUCAUUACUAUGCGCUAUGCUGACAGAAAUAUGAACAUUCAGUUUGACAGUUUUAUCUGUUGCUUUGUGCGACUAGAGGGAAUGUUCCGUGCAUUUCAGGCAUUUGAUAAAGAUGGAGAUGGAAUUAUUAAACUGAAUGUCUUAGAGUGGCUACAGCUCACCAUGUAUGCAUAAAACCUCACAUAUCUUCCCCUUCCCCACCAACUGCAUGCUGAUUUUGCCUGCUAGCCAACAUUCAUUUGCACAACUGGUGCAUCUGAAAGCUACAUGGGAAGGCAAGUGCAACUUGACAGCAGUUUUAGACACAAGCAACAUCUU
Molecule: messenger RNA, 2668 nt
Organism: Euleptes europaea (tarantolino)
Lineage: Eukaryota; Metazoa; Chordata; Lepidosauria; Squamata; Sphaerodactylidae
Gene: CAPN3
Product: calpain 3
Exons: 23
Coding region: 110-2524 (804 amino acids)
Biological process (GO): negative regulation of apoptotic process; proteolysis
Cellular component (GO): cytoplasm
Molecular function (GO): calcium ion binding; calcium-dependent cysteine-type endopeptidase activity
Source: RefSeq, a predicted model, not a curated record